GAGACAGGGUAAGAAUAACACUUUAUAAGCCUGCCUCCCUCUUUCUCCUCCCAAGCCCUGGCCACCUUCCAGCCACCUCCGGACAGCCUCCUCCCCUCCCAGACAGUCCUCAUUUCUUUUGCCCCUAGGCAGCAGCCAGCCGGAGCCCCCAGUCUGCCAGAGCCACGAGCCCAGGUGGGGUUGAGAACCUCAGCUACAGAAUGUUGACAACCCUGCUGCCCCUGCUGCCACUACUGCUCCUGCCCGGAUGGACCCUCUGCAGCCAGGAAGCCUCAGAUGGCCCGUCGGACCUCCACAUGAUCCAGGUCUCCUACUUCCGCAACCCCUCUCAAGUGUGGCACCGGGGCAACGCGACGCUGGGCGGGGUCCUGACGCACGUGCUGGAAGGCCCAGGCCACAACGUCUCGAUCCAACAGCUGCAGCCCUUGCAGGAGCCCGACAGCUGGGCCCUCACGAAGAGAUACCUGAAUCGCUACCUGGAAGAGUUCGUGGGCCUGGUGCAGGUGGUGCACCAGGAGCGGGGCGUGACCUUUCCUCUGAUCAUUCGCUGCUUCCUGGGCUGCGAGUUGCCGCCUGAGGGCUCGGAAGCCCGUGUCUUCUUCGAAGUGGCUGUGAAUGGAAGCUCCUUUGUAAAUUUCCAGCCAAAGACAGCCUCAUGGGUGGCGGAAACUCAUGUACCGUCCAGAGUGGUCACUUACACGGUUGAGCAGCUCAACAAGUACAAUCGUACUCGGUACGAACUGCGGGAAUUUCUACAGGACACCUGUGUGCAAUACAUACAGAAACACAUGACCGUGAACAACUUGAAAGGAAGCCAAACAGGCCGUUCCUACACUUCACUGGUCCUGGGCGUCCUGGUGGGCUGUUUCAUCGUCACUGGAGUGGCUGUAGGCAUCUUCCUGUGCACAGGUGGACGGCGGCGGUGUUGAUUAUCUCCAGCCCUCGCUGGAAAAAGGCUAGACUGAUUCAGCUCACUGCAGAACUGUGCAGACUCUCCAUCUGGGACAUUAUAUUCCAGAAGAUUUAGAGUGGCAGCUCAUUCUUCUCUGAGAUCUGCCCACGAAGAGUUUGGGGAAAGGAAGGGGAGGAGCCUAGGUAGACAGGGUACUAGGCUUGCCAAGAACCAAAGAACUCCCGUAUUUUGCUGAAUUGGUCCGGGAAGUGAAUGCUUAUUUGUAUUUGUGGAAAACAGAUGAUGGAGUUGGGGCAACGGAGGUGGUCUAUGGCCCAUUUUUCAAAGACAGAAUCUGAGGCAUUCAGAACACUCAUCCAAGUAAAACAAGUCAUCCACAACCCAAAUAACCAAUAUUCUGUGCUUUCAGGUAGUGUUAGAUUUGGGGAGAGACACUGGUGCAAUAGAGGUAGUGGUAACCAGAGAAAUGAUGGAAGUGUGACAUUCAAGUAAUAUGGGAGCAAGGAGUUAUUAAGUAAUUGAUAAUAAUAACUAAUAAAAUUCCUUACUUAUGUAUACAGCAUUAUUAUUUCCUCUACUUUGCAAAACUUUGGGGAAAGUAGUUUAUACCCCGCUCCCCCCCCCCCCCGCUUUUUUGUUAAGAGAGAAUUUCUUUUUUAAAAAAAUAUUUAUUUGGCUGUGCCAGGUCUUAGUUACAGUAUGUGGGAUCUUCAGUUGCAGCACGUGGGAUCUAGUUCCCUAACCAGCAAAGUCCUUAACCUAUACCCUUGCUUCUGCUUCCUCAUCUCCUACUCACUAUCCAACCCACUGCAAUCUGACUUGUCUAUAAACUACUCUUAAAUCAUCAAUGACCUCUACAUGUGAAACCUUCAUCUUCCGUGAUAUUUGCAACAAUUCACUUUGUGGACUAGGAAUUUCUUUUUACCCUAACUUCUGAGAUAGCAUACUUCUCACUUUUAAAAACUGCUCUGGCCACUUGGUCAGUCCUUUUGCAUGUGUCAGCUUCCUCAAUGCACCUUUGAAAUGUUGACUUCCUUCAAAUUCCUUUUUUGGCUCCUUUUGUCCCUCAAACUGUACCAUUUCCGGUGACCUAUUAACUUCCAUGACUUCAAAAAAAAA
This is a messenger RNA of Odocoileus virginianus texanus, 2032 nucleotides long. RefSeq names its product protein C receptor (gene PROCR). Lineage: Eukaryota; Metazoa; Chordata; Mammalia; Artiodactyla; Cervidae. Gene Ontology annotation, molecular function: signaling receptor activity. The record is from RefSeq and is a predicted model, not a curated record. Gene Ontology annotation, biological process: negative regulation of coagulation.